Messenger RNA from Quercus robur (English oak), 2127 nucleotides. RefSeq lists its product as uncharacterized. Bases 1 to 2127 code for a protein of 708 amino acids. NCBI's taxonomy places the organism in Eukaryota, Viridiplantae, Streptophyta, Magnoliopsida, Fagales, Fagaceae. The transcript is spliced from 4 exons. The record is from RefSeq and is a predicted model, not a curated record.
AUGCAAGAGCCUCGAAAAGAUGUAUCAUUAAGACUUCCCACGGGGACGAUACACGUCAUCCUCGCCGCUCUAGGAAGAACCAGGUCAUUUCCUUCCAGGGUGCUGUCUGUGGCUCGACUCUCCGCCGAGGAUAGGGAAAGAGAAUCUAAAAGGUCUAAAAAGGGAAGCUCUUUAAUAUUGGGAUUCUUAGACGAGGAUAAAAGGGGAACUAUCGAACCUCAUGACGAUGUCUUAGUGGUUACGCUGAGAAUCGGGGGUUUCGAUGUGAGGAGGGUAUUGGUAGACCCGGGCAGCGCAGUAGAGGUAAUGUACCCUGAUCUAUACAAGGGGCUGAACUUAAGACCGGAGGAUUUAACGGCUUAUGACUCUCCCCUUAUCAGCUUCGAAGGGAAGACUGUUGUACCAAAAGGGCAGAUCAGAUUACCCAUACAGACCGGGUCAGAGGUGAUAGAGGUGGACUUUAUCGUGGUCGAUGCUUACUCGCCCUACGCAGCGAUAGUAGCCAGUCCAUGGAUCCAUGCCCUAGUGGUCAUAUCUUCUACGCUUCAUCAAAAGGGCUAUCAUCAGAUACCACUGGCACUAGAGGAUCAGGAGAAAACGGCGUUCAUGACACCCAUCGGAAACUACCACUAUAAGGUGAUGCCUUUCGGACUAAUGAACGCAGGGUCAACCUACCAAAGGAUGAUGACCAAAAUGUUCGAACUUCAGCUAGGCAAGGUUAUUGAAGUCUACAUAGACGAUAUGGUGGUAAAAAGCAAGGUAGUAUCCGAGCACAUGAAAAACCUGGAGAUCAUCUUUGGCAUCUUAAGGGAACAUAAGUUGCGGCUCAAUGCUUCCAAGUGUUCAUUUAGGGUCGGAUCUGGGAAAUUCCUAGGCUAUAUGGUAACUCACAGAGGAAUAGAGGUAAGCCCAGAUCAAAUCAAGGCGAUUAAUAGCCUACAGACUCCUCGGAAUCCGAAAGAAGUGCAGAAACUCACUGGCAUGAUCGCAGCGUUGAACCGGUUCAUAUCACGAUCUGCAGACCGAUGCCGACCUUUCUACCUCUUAAUAAAUAAGUGGAAAGGGUUUGAGUGGUCGGAGGAUUGUGUCCUGGCCUUCCAGCAACUCAAAGAAUACUUGUCGCGACCACCCAUCAUGUCUAGCCCUGAGGCGGACGAGGUACUGUUUGCAUACAUAGCAGUAGCCCCUCAUGCUGUAAGUUUGGUACUAAUACGGGAUGACAAUGGAAUACAGCGACCAGUGUACUAUGUAAGUAAAUCAUUACAUGAGACUGAAGUGCGCUACUUACCAUUGGAGAAAGCAAUUCUGGUGGUGGUGCAUGCUACGCGAAAACUCCCUCAUUACUUUCAGGCACACAUGAUCAUUGUUCUAACCCAGCUUCCCCUUCGAUCGGUGCUACGAAGCGCCGAUUACACGGGAAGAAUCGCCAUGUGGAGCGCGCUCUUGAGUGCUUUUGACAUUAAAUACAUGCCUAGGUCCUCUGUAAAGGGUCAAGUCCUCGCGGAUCUAGUCGUAGAAUUCGCUGAGCCUUCUGUGGAAACAAUAACACCAAAGGAAAACAUGGAUGGAAAAUCGAUUGGGGUUCUCAGCUACGAACAACGAAGCCGAGUACGAGGCCUUGCUUCAAGGAAUGAUGAUGGUUCAAAAAUUGGGCGGAAAGGCAAUGGAAGCGUUCUCGGACUCCAAAUUGGUCGUUGGCCAAGUGAUGGAAGUGGGAACGCACAUGCGGAUUCGCUGGCCACUCUUGCCAUGUCCUCUGCACAUGAUCUGCCACGAAUGAUCCUUGUUGAGGAUUUAUGCCAGACAAGUUCAACCGGAAGAGACACAACCCGGAUCCAUCAGAUUAGAAAGAGUCCCAGCUGGAUGGAUCCUAUAAUGAACUUCCUCAAAGACGAUAUGUUACCAGAAGGAAAACUAGAGGCCGAGAAGAUACGGAGGAAUGCUCCUCGGUUCUGGUUGUCAGAAGACCACAAGCUAUACCGGCGUUCCUAUUCUGGCCCAUACCUAUUAUGUAUACACCCAGAGGAAUCCGAGUCCUUGCUCGAAGAACUACAUGAGGGGAUUUGUGGAAGUCACACAGGAGGAAGAUCACUGGCGUAUAGGGCACUCACCCAAGGGUAUUGGUAG